Besnoitia besnoiti is the source of this 2454-nucleotide messenger RNA. RefSeq lists its product as uncharacterized. Gene Ontology annotation, molecular function: protein binding. The transcript is spliced from 11 exons. The record is from RefSeq and is a predicted model, not a curated record. Bases 1 to 2454 code for a protein of 817 amino acids. Lineage: Eukaryota; Apicomplexa; Conoidasida; Eucoccidiorida; Sarcocystidae.
AUGUCGGGCGAUACCUCAGGAGGUGGUGCGCUCUUUCAGACGCCUCCACAGAGUGUUUUUUCUCAGGAUGCUUUGCUCUCCGCGGGCGCGACAGCUCCGGGGUCCUCUCUGUCGCGGACAUCCUCCGAGAGGGGCGAGGGCGAGGCUGUGCCACCGGCUGUGCCGCACGACGGCCUGAGCGACAAGAAGCGCUCGUUACCCCCUACGCCUUCCGCCUCGGGUUCGCCGCCUCCCGAGUCUGACGGCUCAGAAAACGCCAAGCGGAUGCGACUCGACGGCUUGCAGCUGUCCGCGCCGACCGACGACUUGCAUGCGCAGGGGGUUCCGGAAGACGCGUUUCCCCUCCCUGCGCAGGCCCUCCGCCCUCUCGCCCCGCCCUCCUUCUCAGACCACUCGCGCGUCUCAGCCGCCUCUGGUCAUGGCGUCGUGCACUCGCCUCCGGACGCGUCGGCCUUCGCUUUGCCUAGCGCGCUGCCCGAGGGCAUCUCAGCGCCUCACGGCGAGUUCGCGCGCGGCGGAGAGGACGACGAAGGCGACAAGGCAGACGGCGCCAGCCGAGCGUCUCCUGGGGCUGCCGGAACUGCAGGCGCACAGACUCUCAAUGGCGCGCCCGGCGCGAAUCUGGCCAGAAAGGGAGAGAACAAACCGGUCGAAAUUGCCCCCAACGUCACACGGCUCCCUCCCUACGACAAAAACGUCACGUCUUCGAUUUUGGUUUCCACAGCCACGUUUGAAACGAUAAGUCUCCCUUCGGAGAGUUUCCGCCAGCAGCUCGAAAACGGCAUCUCUGCGGCGUCCGCCCACGCAGGCGGCAAGACUGGAGAGGCCGCGACGAAGCGAGAGGAGAGCGAAGGGUCGGCGACGACGGAGGAGAAGGAGAAGAGCUCGCCAGAGAAGGAGCUCGCAAAUCUCCCUCUGGGCACUCCCGCCGAUCGGCCGCCGGUCCCCCUCGACGAGGAAGCGCUGCGAAAAAGGGAGGAGGAAGCUUGGCGUUUGGCGCAGGAGAAGGAGGGCCGUGAGCCCUACAAGCUCCCGACGUGCAGCAGCUGGUUUGACGAGACGAAAAUCGGGGCUGUCGAGCGCGAUCUCUUGCCGACGCUCUUUGCCGGAACUUCGCUGACGGGGCCGGAGCGCGACGAGCGGUACCUGCAGCUGCGUCAGGGCAUUGUGAACCUGUAUCGCGCGGAUCCCACCAAGUAUCUCUCCUUCUCAGACUGCCGCAAAGUUGUCGCGGCGGAUGGAGCGCUUCUGCUGCGCACGCACAGCUUCCUCGACUACUGGGGGAUUAUCAACUUCCAGGCAGAUCCUGCCACGAUUCCGAGCGCCGUCGCGCGCCGCAGAGACUUGCUGCUCAAAGACGUCGAGACGCUCCAGCGGCGCCGGGAUCGUGCUCUUCCAAGCGAGGAGAGUUCGGCUUGCCGAAAGGCUUCGCUGCUGUCGUCGCUUUCCUCUGCGCGUGUGCCCGACUCGCAUCCGAAGGCGGGCGAAGGCCCGUGGCGCUGCGUGUCUUGCGGCAAGAUCUGCUUGUAUUCCUACUACGUGCUCAGGCCGGCCGGAACUGCGGGAAUCUCCCUGGGCGUCCUCGAUAACUGUGUGUGGUGUCUGCGGUGCUUCUCUGACGGGCGCUAUCCGUCCGCUCUCACCGAGCGUCACUUUCUCAAGGUUGGGUUGCCGCUUCUGGGCGGCGAAGGCAAGGACGGGAAGUGGACGCUGGAAGAGACUGAGCGUUUGAUCGAGGGAAUUGAAAAGUAUCUGCAUGACUGGAACGAAGUGGCGGCGCAUGUCGGUGGCGGCCGCACCGCGCAAAUGUGCGUCGAGCGCUUUAUCCAGCUUCCAAUUCAGGAGCCCCUGGCUUCCUGUGGGUCUGGCGAGCGCGACGCUGGCCCUUUCCGCCACUUCGAAAAUCCGCUGUCGUCGCUUUUGGCGUUCAUGGCGUCGACAGUCCACCCCUCGAUCACCGCUGCAGCCGCGCGGGCGGCGGUGCGCAAGGCGGUAGCGCUCGCGGGAGACAGCGAGGCGCGCGCGAAGGAGAGUGGCUCGGAGGACGCUGCGGCGGCUGCGGAAGGUGACGACUCCGAGGCCGUAGCCGCCGGCGAAGAGGCGAAGAAGGCUGCUGCGCUGAAGCCCUGGGCGCAGCGCGAGGAGAACCGCGGCCUCAUCGCGGACUGCGAGCUGCAGGUGGCCUGCGCGACGGCGCUCGCCGCCGGGGCCUCGGAGGCGCGACAGCUCGCCAAGCUGGAGGAGAAGGAGAUUGGGAAGCUCAUGGCUGACGUCGUGAAGCUCCAACUGGAAAAACUCGAGCUGAAAAUGAAGCGCAUGCAGGUGCUGCAGACGCGAAUCGCCCAAAGCAAAGCCGCCAUGGAAACCAAGUUCGCUCAGCUCCUCAACGAGCACCGUGACCUGGCGGCAGAGCUUGUCAAGACGAAGGAGGCGGCGCUCACAGCGUUGCCUUAA